AUGAUGAGGAAGUUCACAGGUGGGAGGAAUUUGCAUAGGCCAGCGAUAACAAGAAUUGCAACCUCUUUCAUCACGCUUGCACAAUUCCACCGUCUAAAGGAUAAUUUGAGGAAGAUGGUUCAUUCCGAUGAAUGGAAUGCUUCAAAGUGGACAAAAGAAGCUGGAGGAAUGAAAAUAAAAUCAUUUUUUUUCCAAGAAAGCUUUUGGAAGAAUGUUUUACAUGCUCUGAAGUUGGGAGGUCCUCUUAUACAAGUUCUUAGAAUGGUUGAUGGGGAGAGAAAACCUCCUAUGGGAUACAUAUAUGGUGCCAUGGAUCAAGCUAAGGAGACAAUUAUGAAGUCUUUCACUUAUAAAGAAGAAAACUACAAAAUGGCGUUUGAGAUCAUUGACAGAAGAUGGGACAUUCAACUUCAUCGGCCUUUGCAUGCAGCUGGCUACUAUCUAAAUCCAGAAUUUCAUUAUGGACAACCGGAUGAUAUAGGUUAUGAGGAAGUCUUGGGAGGUUUUCUUGGUUGCCUUGGAAGGUUGGUUCCAAAAAUUGAGACUCAAGAUAAGAUAAUAACCGAGUUGGAUGCAUUUAAAAAAGCUACGGGUCUCUUUGGUAUUCCAAUGGCAAUAAGGCUGAGAACUAAAAUGUCACCAGCUGAAUGGUGGUCUGCUUAUGGAUCUUCAACUCCAAACCUCCAAAACUUUGCCAUAAAAGUUCUUAGCCUCACUUGUAGUGCUACCGGUUGUGAGAGGAAUUGGGGUGUUUUUCAACUACUUCAUACAAAAAGAAGGAAUAGAUUGACUCAAUGUCGAUUGAACGACAUGAUAUUUGUGAAAUACAAUCGCGCUCUGCAACGUCGAUACAAGAGAAAUGACACCUUCGAUCCUAUUUUGUUGAAUGAAAUUGAUCAAUGCAAUGAGUGGCUGACUGGGAGAAUGGAGGAGAACUCAUCUGAUACUGAAAAUGAUGAUCUUGUGUUUGAAAAUGAUGACUUGACAUGGGCUGAAGUUGGCGAGGCCGCAGGAGCUAAUGAUCCUUAUUAUGCAACUAGAUCAACAGCUGCUUCAAGUAGAUUUGAGAAAGGAAAAGGUAUUGCUAGUGAUUCUGGUGGACAUGGUAAUUCAAGAGCAUCUCGCAAGACACCUAAUAGUUCUCGUCCUAUGACUUUGGUUGAUGAGGAUGAAGAGAUGGAAGAUGAUUUUCUUGGAGCAGAGUAUGAGGACACUCUUUUGGACAAGGAUGAUUAUGAGUUCGAUGAUUCUGCUGGAUAUAACCAAAUUCCAAGUAUUCCUGCUCCUCUUGGCUUCGGGCCACCUCCAAGCUCUACCAUGAGUCCCUAUGGCACUACAAUGGAUGCAAUGUAUAUGCAUUUGCCUAAUGCAGCCAUGAUGUAUGCUCAUCCCUAUGAGCAGUUGAGAAAUGGCCCUCUUCAGGCACAGUUCGUUCAACAACCCUUGAGCUUCGACUACUGCAGAAACGCUAGGUGCUCGUCUCUUUGUCAAUCUUCCUCUCUCUAUACCUUUUUUUUUUGUAGAACCUAGGAACUGUUGUAAUGGAAUUUUGGGGCUUUAAUGUCAAAAUUCAGGAUGAAGAUACCUUUUGUUCCUUUUAC
Arabidopsis thaliana (thale cress) is the source of this 1601-nucleotide messenger RNA. RefSeq names its product hAT dimerization domain-containing protein / transposase-like protein. Gene Ontology annotation, molecular function: protein dimerization activity. The transcript has 5 exons. The record is from RefSeq and is marked reviewed. Lineage: Eukaryota; Viridiplantae; Streptophyta; Magnoliopsida; Brassicales; Brassicaceae. The coding region runs from base 1 to 1530 and encodes 509 amino acids.